CGAUGCCGUCAAACAGUCACGUGACAAUUGCGUUCCUGCCGAGGCAGUAAAUAGCAUCAGCUAUCGGAGGCUGUUAACCCAGCUACACCGUUUCAUGAUGUUUCCCCAACCGUAGUCCGCUCACUGUCUGAAGGAGAGCUCCAAACCGGUUUUCCCAGAGGUGGGUGACGACUUUUCCUGGAGUGGGGCGAAAUUAGAACCCAGAAGCUCGAGCUGGGUGAUCAAAUCUCAGCUUAGCAUCAGAAGUUUUAGCCUCCGCCGCCGCAGGAGGAGCAGGGCUGACGGAGGCAAGGGCUCUGCCUUGUGACCAUGCAGGGGGAAACUGCGGCGGUUCGGGUCGCGGAGAACGAGGGGAAAGUGGAUACAUUUCCCCCGAACAGAACCCCCAGUUCGGGGAGAGCGGGCGGGAAGAGCUGGCAGUACAGGUACUUCGUCCUGAACAACGAGGCGGGUCUGUUGGAGUACUUUGUGAACGAGCAGUCCCGCUCCCAGAAGCCCCGGGGCAGCCUGCCGCUGGCUGGGGCCGUCAUCUCUCCCAGCGACGAGGACUCCCACACCUUCACCGUAAACGCUAUCAGUGGAGAGCAGUACAAGCUGCGAGCCAGUGACGCCAAAGAGAGGCAGCACUGGGUGAGCCGGCUGCAGAUCUGCACUCAGCACCACACCGAGGCCCUGGGCAAGAGCAACCCCGCCCCCAGCCGCAGGUACUCUGUGGCGUCCCAGAGCAGCGCCAGCUCGCCGUUGUCUAUGCGGCGGCCCAGUCAGAGUGCCUCGGCCUUGUUCGGCUGGACGCAAAACCACAAGGGCUCCGUCUACUCGAGCAGGAAGUCCCUGAUGCCCGACCACCUGCUGGACGCCAGGGAGAUGAUGAGCCAGGCCCAGGGCCAGCACCGGGACCUGAUCCAGAGCAUCGAGGGGUUGCCGGUGGCCCCGGGCCCCGGCCUGUCCCCCUUGGACCAGGACCUGCUGAUGCUGAAGGCCACCUCCAUGGCCACCAUGAGCUGCCUGAGCGAGUGUCUGCACAUCCUGCAGCUGCAGCAGGUGGCGCGGCAGCGGGCCGCCCUGGGAGGGCCCACCAUCGAGUGGCUGGAGCGCAAAGGGGCCGACGACGUCCUGAAGAACGGCAGCAGUCCGCUGGGCGACCACACCCCACUGGACGGGGGCCGCCUGCCGCUCAGCCCCCCCGACACCUGCAGCUGCUCUGGGGAGCAGGAGGAGGUGGACCCGGAGGACGAGGUGGAGGACUCAUUCAUGGACACGGAGGAAGACCUGGGGGCCGUGGAGGAGGAACGCAGCGUCAUCCUGCACCUGCUGUCACAGCUCAAGCUGGGCAUGGACCUGACCCGGGUGGUCCUGCCCACCUUCAUCCUGGAGAAGCGCUCCCUGCUGGAGAUGUACGCAGACUUCAUGUCGCACCCGGAGCUCUUCGUCACCAUCACCGACGGCAACAGCCCCGAGGACCGCAUGAUCCGCUUCGUGGAGUACUACCUCACGUCGUUCCACGAGGGCCGCAAGGGCGCCAUCGCCAAGAAACCCUACAACCCAAUCAUCGGAGAGACCUUCCACUGCUCCUGGAGGGUCCCUCGGGGGCCCGAGGCCCUCCAGGGGGAGGCCGAGUCCCCCGUCGAGGCCCCGGAGCCCUACCAGGUCCGCUUUGUGGCGGAGCAGGUGUCCCAUCAUCCCCCGGUGUCUGGCUUCUACGCAGAGUGUCCGGAGAGGCAAAUGUGUGUGAACACACACGUGUGGACCAAGAGCAAGUUCAUGGGGAUGUCCAUCGGCGUGUCCAUGAUCGGAGAAGGUUGCCUGCAUCUGCUGGAGCAUGACGAGGAGUACACCUUCACGCUGCCCUGCGCCUACGCCCGCUCCAUCCUCACCGUGCCCUGGGUGGAGCUGGGCGGAAAGGUCAACAUCGCCUGCAACAAGUCCGGAUACUCGGCUGUCAUCACCUUCCAGACCAAGCCCUUCUACGGCGGAAAGUUACACAAGGUAACGGCAGAGGUGAAGCACAACCCCACCAACGCGGUGGUGUGUCGGGUUCAGGGCGAGUGGAACGGCGUGCUGGAGUUCAGCUACACCAGCGGAGAGACCAAGGUAGUGGACGUCACCAAGCUGCCCGUCACUAGGAAGCGAGUCCGGCCCAUAGAGAAGCAAGCGCCCACAGAGUCCAGGCGGCUGUGGCAGCAUGUGACGGAGGCGCUGCGGCAGAAGGACAUCGAUAAAGCCACCGAACACAAGAGGGUCCUGGAGGAGCGGCAGCGGGCCGAGGAGCGGCAGCGGGCCGAGACUGAGAUGCCGUGGAGGACCAGAUACUUUGACCAGGAGGGUGAAGGCUGGGCCUACAGCAAGCCUCUCUGGAAGAACUCAAAGUCCUACGUUUCCUGUCUUUAAGUCCAGCUUUAGGUGGCUGAAUGUGAGUGAGUUGCACACAGUUGGGAUGAAGGCGGGGCACUCUGGCAGCUGGCGGCCAAUCAGGUGACGCUCGGAGUCUCAGAGGAUGAGCUGCCGCCCCGCUGCUGCUCCGCUGCUCGUUUUUUAUAUCUCGACGUAUUCUUGUACAGGUACUAACAGCCUUAAGACGGUUCGGAGGGUUGGGAUCUGCUUGGUUUGCUUAAUUUCUCUACCUUCAGCUUCACUUUGGUUAAGAGGAGCGUUUGUUUGAGGAGAGAGAGAGGGGCGAGCGACGUGCUGCGUCUGUUCCAGACCAGCAGCUCAACCAAUCAGGACGAACUUCACAGGAAAACCAGGAAAACUGCUCAAAAAUCCCACUGCAGAACGGUUCAUAUGUCUAAACUGGUUCAAGAAAUCAAAGAAAUGUAUCCCCAAAGUCUUGUUAGCAGAUGUUAUUCAUCUAUAUGUAUAUACAUAUAUGCUGGAAUGACAAGUUUUGGCCUUCUUCACUCCGUCUCCCAUAUUCAUUAGUUUGUUUUUUGUCUAUAAGUGAUGUUUUUUCCAAAAAAAUGUAGAAUUUUGUUUUUCUGUUGUUUAACUACAUUUUAAUAAAUUAAUCCAGCAUCUUCAGGUUUCAUUUAAUCCAUCUAAACAUGUAAAAAUUCACUUUACUCAAACUGCCUGGAUAUCACGAGUUUUAAAUAAUUUAUUACAUGUUUAGUGCUAAUGACACUUUAUUAGCAUUAUAAACAUGUAAUAAAUGGUUAUUAAGAGGUUAACAUUGCUUUAGGCAUGCUAAUUUUUCAAUUUUUAUGAACCAUUCCAUGUUUUAUUAACAGCUAAUAAAAGCUUAACAGUUUAUCCUGCAACUGUGGGGCCCCACAGUUACAGGAUGUGGUUCCUGUAGCUGCCCGUCACCAGGAAGCGGUCUUGCUGGGCGUCGGCCCCCCAGCUCCAGGUGGCUCUAGCUCCGGCCCUGCCCAGCCAGUAGAGCAGCUGGUCCGGGUUCUCCUGCAUGGCUCUCCUCUCAGUUUUAAAAUGGUUCUGUUUGUUCCCUCCUCCUUGUGGAGCUGGAACGGUUCUGGUUCUGUGUGAAGAACCCGUCCCAGUGACACCGGUCCGGUUCCAGGCGGGUUCAGUCCACUCGGCCAUCGAUAAGCUACCCCGCCCCCCCUCCCCCAUCCCCUCCUGCAGUCCUGGUGCCUUAGCGACUCCUCCCUCCUCCAGGGAGAGCCGGUUGUUUCCCACCAGUGGUUAACCUGAAUGAUGCACUGAUGUCUGCUCUGUUCUCAUGUUUUGAUUUUCUAUUUUUCUUUAAAGAGUCAGAGCUUGGGAGUGAAAGGAGUCACUUUUUAAUUCUGGGUUUGGACUUCCUGUCGUCUGUCUUGCUGAUUUGUGAAAUGCACCGAUGUCGUAGCGGAACGGACGUGUGCUAAUAAUCCAAUAAAACUCUAAACUCUGA
Messenger RNA from Poecilia latipinna (sailfin molly), 3850 nucleotides. Its product is annotated as oxysterol-binding protein-related protein 11. Gene Ontology annotation, molecular function: sterol binding. Gene Ontology annotation, cellular component: Golgi apparatus; membrane; cytosol. The record is from RefSeq and is a predicted model, not a curated record. The transcript is spliced from 12 exons. NCBI's taxonomy places the organism in Eukaryota, Metazoa, Chordata, Actinopteri, Cyprinodontiformes, Poeciliidae. Bases 310 to 2388 code for a protein of 692 amino acids.